AUGGAAGCCUUGCCCUGCCGGGGACCCUCCUCCUCAUGCUGUGGCUUCUUCCAGAUCCUCGUGUUUGACCAGGAGAACUUCCAGGGCCAGCGGAUGGAAUUCACUGCCGAGUGCUUGAACCUGGGGGACCGCGGCUUCAACCGGGUGCGCAGCAUCAUCGUGACCUCUGGACCCUGGGUGGCCUUUGAGCAGUCCAACUAUCGUGGCGAGAUGUUUGUCUUGGAGAAGGGCGAGUUCCCACGAUGGGACGCCUGGUCCAGCAACUUCCGCAGUGACCGCCUGCGCUCCAUGCGGCCCAUUAAGAUGCGGGAGUCCCAGGAUCAGAAAAUCAUCCUCUUCGAGAGGGCCAAUUUUCAGGGCAAUAAAAUGGAAGUCCAGGACAACGAUGUGCCGAGUCUGUGGGUUCAUGGCUUCUGCGGCCGGGUUGGAAGCGUCAAGGUGCCCAGCGGAACCUGGGUGGGCUACCAGUACCCUGGCUACCGGGGCUACCAGUAUCUCUUUGAGCGAGGAGACUUUGGGCACUGGAACGAGUGGUCGGCCUUCCAGCCCCAGAUGCAGGCCAUCCGACGCGUCCGGGACAUGCGCUGGGGACACCAAGACCGCUUCCUCCCUCACGAGAGCCCUCUCAGCUGA
Euleptes europaea (tarantolino) is the source of this 633-nucleotide messenger RNA. It is a transcript of the gene CRYBB1, whose product is annotated as crystallin beta B1. Lineage: Eukaryota; Metazoa; Chordata; Lepidosauria; Squamata; Sphaerodactylidae. Gene Ontology annotation, biological process: lens development in camera-type eye; visual perception. Bases 1 to 633 code for a protein of 210 amino acids. The record is from RefSeq and is a predicted model, not a curated record. Gene Ontology annotation, molecular function: structural constituent of eye lens. The transcript has 4 exons.